Lagopus leucura (white-tailed ptarmigan) is the source of this 4979-nucleotide messenger RNA. It is a transcript of the gene CFAP57, whose product is annotated as cilia and flagella associated protein 57. Bases 1 to 3744 code for a protein of 1247 amino acids. The transcript is spliced from 22 exons. The record is from RefSeq and is a predicted model, not a curated record. NCBI's taxonomy places the organism in Eukaryota, Metazoa, Chordata, Aves, Galliformes, Phasianidae. Gene Ontology annotation, molecular function: protein binding.
AUGGCGUCGGUGGCGGCGCGGCCCGCGGCCGUGUUCGGCUGCCGACCCGGCGUGUCCGGCGGCGUCUGCUUCCUGCAGGAGCGGCUGGUGCUGCACGCGGCGGGUGCGGCCCUCGCGCAGUUCCACACCGAGCAGAGAUGGCACAAGUUCAUCCCAGGCCGCGAGAAGAGCCGGGGCGUGCGGGCGCUGGCCGUCAGCCGCAGCCGGCGGUACCUGGCCGUUUCCGAGACGGCGGAGGAGGAGCCGGCUCUGACGGUGUACGAGCUGACGGAGGGGCCGCCACGGCUGCGGAGGACGCUGACCGCCGCCGAGCUGCCGGCGCGAGAGGCGCUGGCCUUGGCCUUCUCCCCCGACGGCCGGCAUCUGGCCGCGGCCACCGGCCCUCCCGAGCCGCGCCUCGUCCUGUGGCUGUGGGAGAAGCAGCGGCUGCUGGCCGCGGUGCGCCUCGAGGCCGCCGGAGGCGGUGUCUGCCAGGUGAGCUUUAGUCCUCAAGACAAUGCACAGAUUUGUGUUACUGGAAAUGGCUUUUUUAAACUAUUUAAAUACAGUGAAGGAACUUUGAAGCAGACAAAUUUACAAAAGGGAGAGCCACAAAACUACCUGUGCCAUGCUUGGCUGUCUGAGGAGGAAAUUAUAUGUGGCACUGCCACAGGCAAACUUUUCCUCUUUGAAACUGGAGAGCUGCUCUGGCAGAGAGAUGUAGAAUACAGAAAACCACCCAAGGAACUGGAAGAAGGUACACGAGCAAAGCAUUAUGAGAGACUUUAUACAUUUCUUGCUUGCAGUUGUUCUGAUGUCUCUGGUGAACCAACCUCUGAAGACAGUGGUUCAUUACAGGAUUCUCUGCCUCAAAUAUCUGCAGUUGUAGCUUAUUCCAAAGGCUUUGCAUGUUCAUCUAGCCCAGGAGUGGUUCUUCUGUUUGAGAAGACCAACGAGAAGGAAGUCUACAAGGAGAGUCAAGAAAUCUGGCUUCCUCAGGACCUGUUCACCACUGUGCCAAAGCUGUUGGGCAGACAGGACAUUACAUGCAUAUGCUUCAGCCCCUCUGAGGAAGCCAUAGUUGUUAGCACAACUAAAAAUCAGCUUUACAUGUUUACUAUGCCCUCCACAGAUUAUUUGAAGGAAGAAUCAAGUCAUUUUGAAUAUCUACAUUUCCCAUUACAUUCUGCUUCAAUCACGGGUCUGGACGUCUGUAUUCGAAGACCCAUUGUUGCCACUUGUUCCCUGGACAAAUCUGUUCGUGUCUGGAAUUACAAGACAAACACUUUGGAGCUGUACAAGGAGUUCUGGGAGGAGGCAUACACAGUAGCACUUCACCCCACUGGCCUUUUCUGUUUGGUUGGGUUUCCUGACAAACUACGAUUUAUAAGUGUGCUAUAUGAGGACAUGCAUGUUUUCAAGGAUUUUCCUGUGAGAGAGUGUAGAGAGUGCUCAUUCAGUAAUGGAGGCCAUCUUUUUGCUGCAGUUAAUGGAAAUGUGAUUCAAAUUUAUUCCUGUACCACCUUUGAGAAUACUAAUAAUUUAAAAGGACAUAGCGGGAAGAUAUGUGCAGUUAAAUGGAGUGCAGAUGAUUCAAAAUGUUUCUCCUGUGACACACACGGUGCUGUGUAUGAGUGGAACUUAUCAACAGGUAAAAGGGAGAUGGAGUGCGUGCUCACAUCCUGCAUCUACAGCAGCAUUGCCCUGCAUUCUGAUUCCAAAGUCAUCUUUGCUGUUGGAUCAGACCAAACUCUCAAAGAAAUUUCCGAGUCUUCGGUCCAGCAUGAAGUGCCUGCUGUUGAUGCUGUUUACACUGCAGUAGCUGUUUCUCAUUCUGGUGACAUGGUAUUUGUCGGUACAUCUCUGGGAACAGUACGAGCUAUGAAGUACCCGUUACCUUUGUGCCAGGAUUUCAAUGAGUAUCAAGCCCACGCUGGUGCUGUUACAAAGAUGUCUGUAUCAAAUGAUGACCUCUUUUUGCUGACCGCCUCAGAGGAUGGCUCUAUAUUCUUCUGGAAAGUAUACAGUAAGAAGGGAAUGACACUGAAAAGGGAAAAGGAAUUUGAAUAUGCUGAGGAGGUGUUGAUCAUGAAAUCCGAUAUAGAGGAGAAGAAUCGGGCAAUGCUAGACCUGCAAAUUCGUGUGUCAGAGCUACAGACAGAAAACGAUUACCAGUUACGUCUCAAGGACAUGAGUUGUCGUGAAAAAAUAAAGGAAUUAGAAGAGACUUUCACUCAGGAGCUAGAAUCCCUUAAAAACAAACACCAGAUUUUACAGGCAGAGAAAGAUGAUCAGGAAAUGCAACACCAGCUUCAAGUAUCCGAGCUGAUGAAUAAACAUGCCAAGGAGAUGCGAGACCUAGAAUCUGACAGUAACCAGAAACUGUUGAUGGAAAAUGAGAAAUACCAGGAGCUGCAAGUAAACUCCCAAAGGAUGCAAGAGGAAUAUGAGAAACAACUGCAUAAUUUGCAGGAAAGCAAAAACAGGGCUCUAGAAGAGCUAACAGAUUAUUAUGAGGAGAAACUUAAUGAGAAAUCUCUUCUGUUGGAGGAGGCAGAGGAGGAUAUGAGGCAGCAGCUUCAAGCACACGAAGAAAUUAAGAAACAGAUUGAAGAAGAUGAAGACCGAGAAAUCCAGGAUAUCAAAAUUAAAUAUGAGAGACGGCUUGUAGAAGAAAAGGAAUCAAAUCUGCAACUGAAAGGAGAAAUAGGAGUCAUGAAUAAAAGGUUGAACAGCCUACAGAAGGAGCUCAAAGAGCGAAACAGUGACAUUGAGGACAUGAAACUGGAACAGCAGAAUCUGGAAGGUGUAAUUAAGUCGUUGGAGAAGGACAUCUCAAUGCUGAACACGAAUAUUGAAAAGAGAACUAACACUAUUCAGGAAAAGGAGAAGCAUAUAUAUGACCUAAAGAAGAAAAACCAGGAAUUGGAAAAGUUCAAGUUUGUACUGGAUCACAGAAUAGAGCAGUUUAGAAAGCAAAUAGAAUCACGUGAAAACGAUAUCAAAGUAAUGAAGGAGCAGAUCCACGAGAUGGAGAGGGAACUGGAACAACUCCACAGGGAGAACGCACAGUUGAAACUAAAUAUCACACAAUUGCAACAAAAAUUAAAAGCAACCAAUAAGGACUUGCACAAAGAGAGGCAGAAGAAGCAAAAUAUGGAAGCUCUCAUCAAACGAUUUAAAAUGGAUCUUCAUAAUUGUGUGGGCUUCAUUCAGGAUUAUAAAAAACUGAAGGUUGGGAUCCGUGAGCUCUACACCAAGUAUGUGCAGCAAUUGGAAAUGGUAGAGAUGGAAGAGGUAGACACAGAUUUGCAGCAGGAGUACAUGAGACAAAGAGAAUAUCUUGAGAGGAAUUUAGCAGCUCUAAAAAAGAGAGUGGUGAAGGAUCAGAAAAUCCACCAAGCUGCUUACACGCACAUCAUGCAGGAAAAUGUGAGUCUGAUUAGGGAAAUUAAUGACUUGAGACAAGAACUGACAGUGGCUCAUACCCAGGUACAUGACCUCCAGUCAGCACUAAGAUUAACUAAGAAGAAACAAGCAAUUCAAGACACGGCUCCUUCCAGUGAAAUGCUGUCAAGCCCAGCUGUACUAAGGUUGAAUGCGCAGAAGGAAAAUGAGAAAAUCAUAGAAAUGCAGCUGCUUGAAAUCCAGCAUCUACGAGACCAAAUUCAAGAAAAGGGGCAAGGCCUUGAAGCUCAGCCUCUGUUACAUAGAAUGUUUCCUAAGCUGAGUCUGGAAAGAAGCCACAAGGCACAUCAAUACUGACCUGGUUCAAGGACACCUUAUGUUGUUAUAUUCUCCUGGCAAGCUCAGAAAUCCAACAGCAUAGAUUAGACUUGCAUUAUCACUAGAAGUAUUCCUGUAGCACUCACUGCUCAGGACACAAGACACCAACCUUUCUUCCCUCCUUCUUUCCUGCCCUUUCCAUGAGUACUUACCUCUCACUUAAGAAUGCAUGUUCUGAAGUCUUUCUGCUGCCAGGGAGCCAGGUGAAAAAAAUAAAUACAUUUGUGUUAGAGUAAGAUUGACCUUUGUGCCUUCAUGCUUGGGCAGUUACACACCCCUGUCUUUAAAAAAUAAUGUGUCCUAGUUGAGAAUUGCUGGUCAACUCUGUAAGCUCUGUCUGCUAGAAUUCUAAUUUGGUGUCAUUGUGCUGCAAAAACAAUAUCAUCCUUCAUUUUUCCAGAACUGGCUUGCCUAUAUCCAUACAAAGGGCUGCCUGUACUUAAGACAGACGUCACUGCUAUUCCAAGGACGUAUCCAGUCACUGACUGAAAAUCAGUUACCUUGUGAAAGCAGUCUUUGGCUAGGGAUCGAGCAUUCCUAGCUGGAGCCAUGCUCAAGCCCCUGUCUCAUUUUGAGGGAUGUGUUGGUCCAUUACAAUCAUUUCAGCAAGACUCCAAAAUGUGCAAUAAAGUCCAAAUCUUACGUCAUAAUUCAUAUAUUAAUUAAAUAAAUUCAUCUUUGCUUUUUUUCCCAACAUCUGCAACCACUUCAGGACUCCUUUCUCUGAAAAUCAGGGAAAAAAGAAAGUCUUCCUUUUUGGGUCUCAGUGUAUGAUACAUAUCUGCCACACUGAGGAACACUGCACAUGUAUCAGAAGUUUGUAGCUACUUUAUGAGCAUGGAAACUAUAUGGUGUUGUAACAGCCAGUACGUUGCUGUUUCUGUUUCCUAUCCUGAAUCAUAGAGAAGUGACAAGUGCUUUCUAAAUAUUAAUGAUAAUAUUACACUGAAGAUCACAGUGUCAAGGCUGGAUAGCACAUAACUCUAGAGAUACUAGACUCUUUUCCACUAUGGUAAAACAGAUGGUUCCGUGAGCCCUCAUGACCCAGGAUGCUUUAGUUGCAUGCUUUGUCCUCGAAUGUGGAAAUAAAAUUUCUUUAGCCUUGCCUGUCUCAUUUUGAGCUUUAACUGCAUGAAGUGUAAGUUUGACAGGAACAAGUUCUGAUGGAAUUGGUCUAUUAAUGUGCUAGCUUAACACCCUUUCUGCCGCCCCCA